CGCCGCGUAUGAAGACGGUGGUGAGGAGCAGCGGAGAGCAGGUCAAAGAGAUUGAGGAGGAACAUCGUCGAGAAUGUCAUUUCCUCAACAUCGAUGGCGGAAUAGUUGCGGCUCUCAGUCACUGCACUAAAAAUGACAUUCGCGGUUACGUGAUCGAUGGAGAGAGAUAUUUGUAGAUUCUACCGAUUCCUGUGCGACUUCGUCAGAUGCUCCGUUCGAUUCCUGAAAACGACAACUCGAUUGUUGGGGCCCACAUUCUCCGUUCCGUCGAUCCAUACGAACGCCUAAGAGCUCACCAGGUUGAACUCCAAAAGCUUCGUUCUCAAAUGAAACCAGACAUUCCUCAAGAAACAAUGCCGAUGGAAGUUAAUCUGAUUGAUAAACAGAUCGCCAUUGGCGACAAAUCUAAAACCAUCUCCGAUGCAAAGGGAAAUUCCAGGAAUGACAACAAGGACAGAACUGCGCCGAACAAAAUCAUCGAACUAGGAAUCUUUGUUGAUUACAUGGCAGUGGGUCUGUUUAUGCCGUAUUUAGGAGUCAAAGAAUAUGGGAAACUUCGUGAACUGAUUCUUACCUUUGUCAAUGCGAUGCAAGCGCUGUACCAUCUGCCUAGUCUGGGCCAACGAAUCGACUUCACAAUCGUCUACAUGGAAUUUCACGAAAAGGCACCAAUUCAUUUGAUCAGCAGUGGAGAUCGAGGAAAACUUCUCGAUUCCUUCUGCUCUUUUCAGACGAAAUUAAACAAACCGUCCGACAGCGAUGCCGAACAUUGGGAUAUGGCACUUCUUUUAUCUGGUCUUGAUUUCUAUGCAGUUGAGGGCGGCAAAAAUAAUUACGUCACAAUGGGUUUGUCCACUGUCACUGGCGUUUGCACUAACAUUUACAACUGUGUCAUCGGAGAGUUCGGUGUCACGAAUCAGCAGGGCCAACCGUAUCCUUCCACCGGAUUCACUUCGGUUUACGUAAUGGCACAUGAAAUUGGCCACAAUUUGGGUAUGAGCCACGACAGCUCUGGAAACAACUGCACUACAGAAGGAUUUAUCAUGAGUCCAUCUCGCGGUGUAGUAGGAGAGGCUACCUGGUCUACCUGCAGUGCAGCAGCACUUGCCAAAGUCACGGAAACUUGCAUGAACGAUCUGCCUACUGCCAACUACCCCGAUUAUAACGACGACAAAUACGGAGAUAGACCCGGCCAGUCGUGGCCGGCCGAUGAGCAAUGUCGCCUACUCUUGCGGGAUCCAGCCGCUUUUGCUUACUUCGCCACUAGCGCCGAUAUUGCCGCGUCUUGCAACUCGCUGAAAUGUAAAACACCAAACCGCGAUGGCUUCUUUACUUCUGGUCCAGCUCUCCCCGGAACCGAUUGCGGUAGUUCAAUGUGGUGUGAUGGAGCAAUUUGCGUUCCGAAAUGACAAAAAAAAAUUCAGCGAUUAAAAUGUCUCCCGUUUAGAUGUCGGGUUAAUUCAAUUUACUUGAAUGGGGAUUGUGGUUCGGGAAUAUUUACAAUUCAAUAAAUUUCACUUUGGUCUUUUCACUUAUAUUUUUAUGAUGGAAGGCAAAAUUGAAUAAACAUCAAACGUAUACAACUUAAAA
Messenger RNA from Daphnia pulex (common water flea), 1590 nucleotides. RefSeq names its product A disintegrin and metalloproteinase with thrombospondin motifs 18-like. The coding region runs from base 207 to 1409 and encodes 400 amino acids. The record is from RefSeq and is a predicted model, not a curated record. Lineage: Eukaryota; Metazoa; Arthropoda; Branchiopoda; Diplostraca; Daphniidae. Gene Ontology annotation, molecular function: metalloendopeptidase activity. The transcript is spliced from 11 exons. Gene Ontology annotation, biological process: proteolysis.